AUACUUAUCCCGGAUAUUUAGAUACCACACUUUACGUAUUAGAUUUAAAUAAUUAUGAUUGAUAUAUUCCAAAAAUUUCUGGAAAAAUCCCAAAGCCUAGAGCUUAUCAUAAAGCAAAUUUAAUUGGAAAAUAUAUGGUUAUAUCAUUUGGUCGGGGUUAUGAUAAAACAGUUGAAAGUGAUAUAUUAUUGCUUGAUAUUAGUAAUAAUUAUGAAUAUAUAUGGACGACAACAUUUGAUCAAAAAAUGCCAUCCUCACCGCCAUCACCAUCAUCAUCAUCAUCAUCACUACCUUCGUUAUCACCUUCACCUUCACCUUCAUCUCUAUCAUCACCAUCUAAUAAUUCAGGAAAAAUAGCUGGGAAUAAAAAUAAGCAAAAACAAAAAACUAUUUAUGAAAAUGAAAAUGAUAAUGAUCAUAGUCAAGAAGAAAAGGAACUUUCCACCAUAAGAGAUAUUCAAUCGGCAGUAAUUAAUACUAAUAAUUAUAAUUAUGGAAUUUCAACACCUAAUAAUAAUAAUAGGAUAUCAUCCCAAUUUUUAAAAGAUGAAAUUAUUCAAGUUAUUAAACAAGAAAUUGGCCAAAAUUUGAAAAAUGAAAUACUUCGAGCUGUUGAAGAGGAGAGGAGAAUUAAUAAAUAA
Rhizophagus irregularis DAOM 181602=DAOM 197198 is the source of this 641-nucleotide messenger RNA. RefSeq lists its product as uncharacterized. The record is from RefSeq and is a predicted model, not a curated record. NCBI's taxonomy places the organism in Eukaryota, Fungi, Glomeromycota, Glomeromycetes, Glomerales, Glomeraceae.